UCAGAUUUCACUGCGACAGCCACGUGGGACUACUUUUUUAACGCAUGCGCAUUAUAUAUAUAAUACAGUAGUUCGAAAACUUCUAUCAUUUAAUCUUCGCAGUGUUAACGAAGGCGGGUAACAAAGAUAUUGGAAAGGAACUUCACGUGGUUGACAAAUACUCUUAUAAAUAUGCUUUUGAUAUUACCUUUAGAAAUUAGAUAACAGUUUAUAAAAAGAUUUGAAAACAGUCAAAAAUCAGUUUUACUGCACAACAGAUUUAUUUGGAUAUUCUGAUUUCUAAAUAAAUUUUCAAAAGAGAUAAAAAGCGCUCUUUUGGCCUCGUGGUUUUAAAGUAAAUUAUUAAUAUAAUCUAAAAGAAAAAGAUUGUUGUGAAGUAGGAACAGAUCAGAAAUAAGAACAAUGGAGCUACCAAAAUCAAAAUCUUGCUUAAAUGUAUGUCUAGUCGUGGUAUUCUUGUUAGGCGUUUUGACGAACUUUUCAAAGGCUGUUUCUCCAGAUCAGCUACAGACUGCAGGAUGGUCAGAUCAGGUUGACCAAGGCUCACAAUGGCAAAUGGCUUUCCGAGAAGAACUUAGAAGAGAAUUGGCGGAAUUUGCUGAAACUGAAGAACGAAUCCUGGCAAAAAUACGAGAAUUAAACAAAGAAAGAGAAAAUAUCAGAACAAUGAAACGCGGACAUACACAGUGCUUCUUGAAUCUUGUUUCUUGUUAUAGGAAACGGAAAUAGAUUACCUCAGCCGCACAUGCGCAGAACAAUCAUCUACAGAUGAUUUAAUAUUGUGAUCAUAUCUUUAUCAUGGGGCUUUUUUCUCUAUCGUUCAGAUGUCUAUAGUCAUGUGCAGCUUCUAACUGUCUUUCUUCGAUUUUUAAAAAAACAGUGUAAGCUUCUGAUACUAAAAAUCUUCGAACUAAAUUUAUUUUUUAGAAAUACAAGUUAGUGUUUCAAACUCUUAAGUGUUAUGAUCCGAAUAAGUACACGAGUUUUCUUUGAGAUCUCAAACUGAAUAAAGUAUUCCAAUGGCAUAUUUGUUCAACAUAUAACAAUUUCAAAUUAGAGUGGCAGCACUUGAAUAAUAUAUGUGCGACUUGGUAUAAAGAUUUACACUGCAGAAACAAACGGCUUCAAAAUCAGAUUUAUACACGAGUAGGUUUAACGCUUCAAACGUCUUCUAACGAACAAUGUAACAUAUCUCUUUAUCAUGAGAACGUUUAAUUUGUUAUCUGACCCGAAACCAAGUUUCCAACAAAAACUUUCCAUAUAACUUUUAUUAUUAAAUUACAUGAUGCUUUUAAAAAUUUGGGUUUAUUUCACAUCCUUUUGGUCAAUAAAAACUUACGAAACCCUUUAAA
This is a messenger RNA of Mercenaria mercenaria, 1352 nucleotides long. RefSeq lists its product as uncharacterized. The transcript is spliced from 2 exons. The record is from RefSeq and is a predicted model, not a curated record. Lineage: Eukaryota; Metazoa; Mollusca; Bivalvia; Venerida; Veneridae. Bases 403 to 729 code for a protein of 108 amino acids.